AUGGGAGACGCACGAGAAAUAGAUGCCCUGCCACCAUUGGCCAUCGUCGGGCUGUCACUGAAAUUCCCACAGGACGCCGUGUCACCAGAGUGCUUCUGGGACAUGAUCGUGCAGGGACGAUGCGCUGCAACAGAGUUCCCCCCCGACAGGUUGAAUAUAGACGCCCACCACCAUCCCAAUUCCAACCGCCUAGACAGCCUGUCCAUGCGAGGCGGCCACUUCAUGAAGGAGGACCUGAGUCUGUUCGAUGCUCCCUUCUUCUCCAUUACCGCCGCCGAGGCGGAGGCCAUGGACCCCCAGCAGCGAUUAGUACUCGAGGCGUCAUACCGGGCGCUCGAGAACGCCGGUAUCACCAUGGACGAGGUAUCUCGCUCGAAAACGUGUGUGUUCGCAGGGUCCUUCGGGCACGACUACGAGACGCUCCAGAACAAGGAUCUCCAAGCGAUGUGCAAGUUCUCAGCGACAGGAACCUCGAUGAACAUGCAAUCCAACCGAGUCAGCUGGUUCUUCAACCUCAAUGGCCCCAGUGCAACAGUGGACACUGCCUGCUCGAGCAGCUUGAUGGCCGUUGAUCUCGCGUGCCAGUCGAUUUGGAGCGGCGACUCCAAGAUGGGCAUGGCGAUCGGGAGCAACACGAUCCUGGCUCUGGAAACGGGCCUCAUCCUUGAUAACCUCGGGCUUAUGUCUCCGGAUGGCCGGUGUUACAGCUUCGACAGUCGCGGAAAUGGGUAUGCCCGCGGUGAGGGCGUUGGGGUGCUGGUUAUCAAGCCUGUGGAGGAUGCCAUCCGCGACGGCGAUACGGUUCGUGCUGUUAUCCGGUCCUCUGCGUCGAAUCAGGACGGGAGGACUCCUGGGAUUACGCUGCCGAGUAUAGGAAUGCAAGAGACGCUUAUCCAGGAUACAUACCGCAAGGGAGGUCUUGAUAUGUCAGAGACGCGCUAUUUCGAAGCCCAUGGCACCGGAACAGCGGUGGGAGAUCCAAUCGAGAGUAAAGCAAUCGGUACAAUCUUCCGGCCGUAUCGCACAAAUGAGGACCCUUUGUAUAUAGGAUCAGUGAAGUCUACCAUCGGCCAUCUUGAAGGAGCCGCCGGAGUAGCAGGACUGAUAAAGACAGUAUUGGCCUUGGAAAAUGGAGUAAUUCCUCCAAAUAGCACCAACUACAAGAAUCUGAACCCGCGCAUUGAUGACGAGUUCCUUCAUAUCAAGAUCCCAAAUGCGCCUGUUCCAUGGCCAACAAACACCCUUCGACGAGCAUCAGUUAGCUCGUUCGGUUUUGGCGGAUCUAACUCACAUGUUGUUCUGGACGAUGCAUACAAUUUCCUUCGUAUGCGCGGGCUGCUAGGAAACCACAGCACCGCCGUCCAUCCUCAAUCUCCAAGCUCAGACCAAUUCCAAUACAUCGACCACCCUCGCCAGGAUGAUAACCCAAAGCUCCUAGUAUGGUCCUCGGCAGACGAGAAAGGGAUUUCCCGUACCCAGGAAUCCUGGAAGUCCUUUCUGUCGGCAGAUUCAGUCCCCGAAAAUAAGACGCAGUAUAUCAACGAUCUUUCCUAUACGCUUGCAUCUCGCCGGACUCAUUUCCCGUGGAGAUCCUUCGUCGUGGCUAGAUCCUCUGAUGACUGGAGUGCUCUGCCGGAUAGGUUUGCCUCUGCGGCACGCUCUUUGACGUCGCCUAAUCUGGCAUUGGUGUUUUCUGGGCAAGGCGCUCAGUGGUAUGCAAUGGGCCGAGAGCUGCUCCACGCAUACCCCAUUUUCCAUGAAAGUAUAAAAUCAGCAGGGGUUUAUUUGCAGUCAUUAGGAUGCAGCUGGAGCGUUCUUGAUGAACUACAGGUGUCGGAGCCCGAGUCCCACGUCAACCAGCCCGAAUACAGCCAGACCAUGACGACUGCGCUCCAGGUAGCCCUGGUAGAUUUGCUCCGUAGCUGGGAUUUAGUCCCACGUGCUGUGGUGGGCCACUCGUCGGGGGAAAUUGCUGCAGCAUAUUCUGCCCAAGCCAUCUCUAAACAGUCAGCGUGGAAGAUAGCAUACCUACGAGGGAAAUUAAGCAGCGGGCUAGAAACGCAUAGUCUGAGAAAAGGGUCGAUGCUUGCUGUUGCCCUCUCAUCAGAUGAUGUUGCUCCCUAUCUUGAAGAUAUCAAGGCACGGCAUGACGACGCGCGGAUUAACGUUGCAUGCGUUAACAGCCCAAAGAGCGUGACUGUUUCAGGAGACGAAGCGCUUAUCGACAUUCUAAAAGACCGUCUUGACGAGGCAGAGGUGUUUGCCCGCAAGCUCAAGGUCGGAGUUGCGUACCAUUCCGCGCAGAUGCAGGAAAUUGCCACGGAAUAUCAAACAGCACUUGGGAAUCUGGAAAAGCCACAUCGGCAGGAUAGGACUCGGCCGGAAAUGGUUUCCUCUGUUACAGGGUCCUGGGCGGACCCUGGGGAACUGAUUAAGCCUGAGUACUGGGUGCGGAAUAUGGUGUCCCCUGUACUGUUCCUUGAUGCCUUGUCAACGCUCUGCUCAAGCUCUGGCGACCCUCCGAAGAAGUUGGAUAGGAGUCAUAUCAGGGACUACCCUAUUCACCAUCUCCUUGAAGUCGGUCCACAUUCAGUUAUGCAGGGAGCAUGCAAAGAUACCCUCAAGGCCAUGAACAAGGACAAGUCGACCUCAUAUUUCUCAAUGCUAAUCCGAAACGUGCACGCGGUCGAAACAGCACUUACAGCUGCUGGGAAUCUGCAUUCAGCUGGGUAUCCAGUGGAUUUGUCCAGGGUAAAUAAAACCAAUAAAACCACGACGCCUGGGAAUAACCCCAAGAGCUUGUCGAACCUACCGGAAUACCCAUUCGACCACUCAAAGUCGUACUGGCAUGAGUCACGACUCAGCAAAGGUCAUCGUCUGCGGAAGUUUGGACGUAAUGACCUCCUCGGUGCCCCUGAUCCAAAUUGGAAUCCCAUGGAUGCACGGUGGCGGCAUUUUAUUCGUUCUACUGAGAUGCCGUGGGUGCUCGAUCAUAAGGUUAACGAUACAGUUCUCUACCCCGGAAUGGGAAUGGUUAUCAUGGCCAUCGAAGCCGCAAAGCAACUUGCAGAGACAGGGAAGAGGAUAUCCGGAUUCUGGAUUAAAGAUGCCGCAUUCAAGGCCGCGAUACGGGUUCCAUCAAACGCAGACGGCAUCGAAACUGGGUUCUACAUGCGUCCUCUGCAAAGUGCCGAUGCGAAAAGCACAGGCUCGUUUGCGUUCAAGCUCUGCACUUUCGACAAUGAAACGUGGACUGAGAACUGUACUGGGUCUAUUCAGAUUGAGUAUGCAUUGGAGGAUGGCAAGAUACCUGAUAAGAAAGACACGGAGAUUGCGCGCGAGUUGUUGAAUACCCAGGUGGAUCGAUAUAGUGCUGUUCGAGAUGCAGCGGUCACGCCUGUAGAAGAUGCUGCUAUCUAUGAGUUGACUGCUCGGUGCGGGCUUGAAUAUGGAGAGGCAUUCCAGCUGGUGACUUCGCUGGCCUGGCAUCGUGAAGACGAGGGUCAAGUUACGAGCAACGUGCGCAGAGUCUCUGAAGGUCUGGAAACUAUACACCCGACUACCCUUGACGCCAUUGUCCAGACAUCGGUAUGGACAAGGACUCAAUCCGGAACACAGAUUAUCCCUACCAUGGUGCCGACUCAAGUCAAAAAGCUCUGGGUUUCUCAUGAGGGCCUUGGUCGUCUUUCGUCGGAUGUACUGAGAACUCACGCUGCUAGAUAUGAGGAGCCUCAAUUAGGUACGGCAGUCGACAUCGUGGCUUUUGAUGAAGGGCUGCAGCAAAAGCUGGUCCACAUCUCUGGUCUUCGCAUGAAUGUCGUCAGCGCAGGAAGCGAUGAAGACGAGAGUGCCACGACAUCCCAAGAGCAGCGAUGCCACCAUCUCGAGUGGAAGCCAGACCUAGGCCUGCUGAGCAACGAGGAGAUCGCUAACCUCUGCACCACGGAUGUAGAGGGUCAAACUGAACUAGACAACUUCUUCACGGAAUUAGACUUCCUCUUGACGGCUCGUGUUCUGCAAACACUGCGCCAGCUUCCUAGCGAGCCUGCCCAGCCGCAUUUGAAGAAGUAUAUCGAGUGGAUGGUAGAGAGAAAGCGGCUCUUUGACGAGGGCCAGGUCCAGUUCGCGUUUGAACCAUGGAGAACUCGUCUGGAUGAUACUGCCUACAUCCAAGAGGUCGAAGAGCGAGUCCUUAAUACGAACAAACGCGGAUACCUGAUGGCUUCAGUGGCUCGCAAUCUGCCUCUCUUCCUCACAGGCGAGCUCGAUCCGUUAGGGUUCCUCUUCCAGGGCGAGCAGCUGAAGGACUACUAUUUCGAACAGCUCCACGACUCAAACGGCCUGAAGCGAUUCAGCACAUACCUCGACCUCCUAGCUCACCGCAAUCCCCAGAUGCGCAUCAUCGAAGUCGGCGCCGGUACAGGCUCUAUGACUGACAUUAUGCUUCGCAGUUUAGGUCGCGGUGACGCGUCGUCUAACGAGCGUCGAUACGGGCAAUGGGACUACACUGACAUCUCGCGGUCCUUUUUUGGCGAUGCCCAGGACGAGUUUCGCCAGGAGGGUGGUCGGAUGCGAUUUAGCACGCUGAACAUUGAGCAGGACCCUGAGGCUCAGGGGUUUGAAUGUGGGACGUAUGAUGUUGUUGUGGCAUCUUUGGUUUUCCAUGCUACAGCUGAUCUAAAGACGACUCUAAUAAACGCUCGAAAGCUUCUAAAGCCAGGAGGAAAGCUCAUUCUGAAUGAAAUCACUGCUCCAAGCGUCAUCCGCACGGCAUUUGUAUUCGGUCUCCUGGAAGGAUGGUGGUUAAGCUCGGAAUCGUAUCGAAAAUUCGGUCCCUGCGUCGACACGCAACAGUGGCUCGAGCUCUUCGUCCAGACCGGCUUCUCAGGGCUUGAUGUCUCCCUACCAGACUAUGACGAUGCCAACUGCUACGAAAACAGCGUGCUAGUCACUUCUGCCGUUGAGGCUAUUCCUGAGCUGCCUGCAACUGAAAAUAUUGAGAUUGUUUAUGACCCCUCCGAGCCAGAGCAAGUGCAGUUGGCUCAGAGUCUGGUGUUUCUCCGGGACCAAAAGUCUGUUAUUCUUGCUUCAAUUAACCAGCGUCAAGAGUGCUUCUCUGACUCUGUCUCGCUGCGAGUAUUCCUCCUUGAGCUCGUAAACCCAGUUCUCGGUGAUAUCAAGCCAGAGCUCUUUGAGAAAGUACAGCGUCUGCUCUGUUCUACUACCGAUGUCCUCUGGGUUAGCUCCGGUGGCGAAGCUUCAUCCCCAACGCCUCAUAUGAGUCUUGCUGAUGGCCUUCUCCGCGUAUUGGCGUCUGAGGACGACCGGAAGAGUUGCCACUUGCUGUCCCUCCAAGGGAACACCAGUCCCGACCAUAUGAGGGGUCAAGUUACCAAGGUGAUCAAACUGCUACUCUCGCCUGGCAAAGAACGCGAAAGCCUGGAUACAGAGUACCGAGAACAACAAGGCUUACUGCAUAUUGGCCGGUUGAUGUCGUCUACGCAGUUGAACAACCACAUUGCUAUACAGACGACCCCAAAGCAGCACAGAAUGCAGGGCUUCAAAUCCGCGGACGUACCCCUCCGUCUAGACGCCCUUUCAUCCGGUUUAGUCCCAGGUUUCAAGUUCAUCGAAGACCCAAUCGCCACACAGCCCCUAGGACCCGACGAGAUUGAAAUCGAAGUCAAAUGCGCCGGCGUAAACUUCCGCGACGUCUUAAUCGCAGUCGGCCAGUUAAACUCGCCGCACACCGGGUUCGAGUGUUCAGGAACCGUGUCUCGCAUAGGAGAUGCCUGCUCCAGGUUCCAGGUCGGUGACUCCGUGGCUGCUCUGCAGGGCGGGUGCUUUGCGAACUUCGUCCGCCUGAAGGAGACAGCUGGUGUGGUGAAGAUCGGGCCUGGGGUUUCGUUUGCGGAGGCUGCGGCUGUCCCUGUUAACUUCGCCACAGCCUAUAUUGCCCUCCAUGAUGUUGCGCGCAUGCGAGCGGGCGAGUCUAUACUCAUCCAUGCGGGUGCUGGAGGAACAGGACAGGCUGCUAUUCAACUCGCACAGAAUCUGGGCGUGACUGUCUUUGCUACCGUGGGCUCUGACGAGAAGAGGCAGUUCCUCAAGGAUGUCUACGGUAUCCCCGAGACGCAUAUCUUCUCGAGCCGGUCGACAUUGUUUGCCGAGGCUGUUAAGUCCCGCACGAAUGGCCGUGGUGUUGAUGCCGUCUUCAACUCGCUAGCUGGCGAAAGCCUCAAGGCUUCUUGGGAAUGCAUCGCCCCGUAUGGACGGUUCUUGGAGAUUGGCAUUAAAGACAUUCUUGCAAACGACACCCUCCCGAUGAGACAGUUCCUGCAUAAUGUCUCCUUCAGCGCGAUCAACCUGGCAACCAUGAUGGGUGAUCGGCCUGAGAUGUGUGCUGCUGCCUUGUCGUCUGUGUACGGGAUGCUCGAGAAAGGGACACUCCGGCCGGCGCAGUAUCUCCGGGUCUACGGCAUUGGGGAAAUGGAAAAGGCGUUUCGGUCUAUGCAGAGUGGGAAGCACAUUGGGAAGAUUGUCAUUGAAAUGCGCGAGGAUGACGAGGUGAUGACGGUUCUGAGCACCCGAGCCAGCACCUCUCUAGAUCCAAACGGCACAUACAUCAUAUCCGGAGGCCUAGGAGGUCUAGGACGGAACAUCGCGCUCUGGCUGGUCGACCGCGGCGCUCGCAAUCUGCUCCUGCUGUCCCGAUCUGGAAGCACAAGCCCUAAAGCGCAAGAGCUGGUAACCGAGCUUUCUCGCCGUGGUGUCCGCGUCCUCACGCCAUCCUGCGAUAUCACAGACACAGACUCCUUAAGCUCCGCCCUUGCAGAGUCCCAAAGGCAACUCCCCCCGAUCAGAGGAUGCAUCCAGGCAGCCAUGGUCCUCCGCGACGCGCUCUUCGAAGCAAUGCCCUACACUUCCUGGAACGAAGCCACCGCGCCCAAGGUCCAAGGAACAUGGAACCUGCACCAGGCACUCCCAUCCGGACUCGACUUCUUCAUCAUGCUCUCCUCUAUCACGGGCAUCUUCGGCUCAAGGGGCCAAGCCAACUACGCCGCGGGGAAUACAUUCCAGGAUGCCCUCGCAGCGCACCGAGUUGCGCUUGGAGAGAGAGCCACUUCAAUAGACCUAGGCCUGAUCGGCUUCACAGGAGCUGUGGUCGACGAUGUCAAACUCCAGGAGCGCGUCUUGUCGAAGUCCGUCCUGGCCCCGAUUACGGAGCCGGAAAUGCAUGCCCUUUUGGAUGUCUACUGCGCUGCCGGCCUGGACGCCAGUAUACCAUGCCAGACGACCGUGCGCAUUGCUCCAAACCUCGACAACGCCAGUGCAGGCGACACAGAGUGGCUAAACAAGCCGAUGUUCCGGAAUCUGCGACAGCAGAACCAAUCGAGCGGGAGUGCCGCCGUCAGUGCAGAGGGAGCCACCAAUGUCGCUGCUUUACUCAGUCAAGCGCAGACGGUCACUGAGGCGAAUGAAGCUGUUAUCCAGGCUUUGCUGGCGCGGCUGUCCAAGGCUCUGUCGAUUCCUAUGCCGGAACUUGAUGCGAAUAAGCCGCUGCACCAGUAUGGAGUUGACUCGCUUGUUGCGGUGGAGCUGCGCAGCUGGUUUGCCAAAGAGAUUCAGGCUGAUAUUGCGGUGUUUGAUAUCUUGGGCAGUGCGACUGUUACGUCUGUUGGGCAGUUGGCGACUAGUAAGAGUAGGUUGACGAGGGAGAAGUGGGUGGAUAAAGUCUGA
This is a messenger RNA of Aspergillus puulaauensis, 7740 nucleotides long. RefSeq names its product type I polyketide synthase. Gene Ontology annotation, molecular function: fatty acid synthase activity; phosphopantetheine binding; 3-oxoacyl-[acyl-carrier-protein] synthase activity. NCBI's taxonomy places the organism in Eukaryota, Fungi, Ascomycota, Eurotiomycetes, Eurotiales, Aspergillaceae. The transcript is spliced from 12 exons. The coding region runs from base 1 to 7740 and encodes 2579 amino acids. The record is from RefSeq and is a predicted model, not a curated record. Gene Ontology annotation, biological process: fatty acid biosynthetic process; secondary metabolite biosynthetic process.